Molecule: messenger RNA, 1125 nt
Organism: Armigeres subalbatus
Lineage: Eukaryota; Metazoa; Arthropoda; Insecta; Diptera; Culicidae
Gene: Lamtor1
Product: ragulator complex protein LAMTOR1
Exons: 6
Coding region: 148-690 (180 amino acids)
Biological process (GO): endosomal transport; positive regulation of MAPK cascade; positive regulation of TOR signaling
Cellular component (GO): late endosome membrane; Ragulator complex; membrane raft
Molecular function (GO): molecular adaptor activity; guanyl-nucleotide exchange factor activity
Source: RefSeq, a predicted model, not a curated record
UUUUUCUAAACAAAGGAAUACGUCAACUGCGAAAGUAUAGUCAAUGGUGGUCAAUAACUCAGAUUACUGUAUCGAUAAGUUAUUAUUGCUAAUUAAAAUUUAAAGAUCCGAUUAAUUCUAACGGGAAAAUCACUACACAUUCAAAUAAUGGAUGACUGUUUUCGUACUUUGGUAGAUUACGCUACCAGAUGCUUCUCCUGUCAUGAAGAUUCUUCGGCACAGGGCAAUGAACCGAACGAGCGGACACACCUGCUGGACAAUCCGGUGAGCAACAGUCCCGCCGUCCGAAGGUCGGACAGCGAGGAUCUUACCCAGGAAUAUGCCAACUCCAUGCCCAAGAAGGACGACGUCUCGGCUUUGAAUAAAAUCAUACAGGAUACGGCGGCCAAUGUAAUUGAUGUUGCAGCCAUGGACAUACACAACAUCGAACCUCACGAGUACAACGAUAGGGUGAAGAUUUACUCCCAAAGGCUGACGCAGCAAUGGAGUACCGUGCAGCAUCCCAAUAAUGUGCACCAUAUCGGACUUCUGAAGGACAUCGCGAAGCCCGAGUCGGUAUUAACGUCAGUGCCCAUCGCGGCAGCAGACUUGAGUAUGAUCCGUGACAUGGUGCAGAAGGCAAAUAUUGCCGUCGGGGAGAUCAAGGUUAAACACACUGAGAAUCUGGUGGUUCCUUUCAGGAUUCCAUAAUACCACGCUAUCCGGCGGCAUCUGUAGAAACACAGGCAGGAUGGGUGAUGCUGCAACCAAUUUCGUUUAGUUUUUCAAUCCCUAUUCUGUUUGUUCCGCUAUCAUAGUUUUGGUGGUUAUGUAACCAUGAUGCAAUAACAUCAUUUAUUUACAUAUAUUUUAUCAGUGUCGAACAUUAUUUAGUUCCGUUUUGUUAGGUUUCCUACAUACAGUGUAAUAGAUAGAUCAAGAAUCAACUAUGUAAAAACAGUUUCAAAUCUCUUCUCGCUAAAUUCAAGUCUAACAUUCUUGAAUUUGAACAUUGUGUGCCCCAGAUAGAAAGAUUUCUCUAAGUAUCAUUAAAAUCAAAGCAACAUGUAUGUGGAAAAAAUGCUAGCCUGUAUUUAAAGAAAAUGAUGAAUAUUUGUAUAAGUAUAUAAGCUUUUUAUGAAAGUC